AUUCAUUCGAUGUGAAGCUAGCGCUGUGAGUGGACACGAACACUGUUAGUCCUGCGUUGGUCCAAGCAAGAUACUGGUAUCUCUUUAGCUCGGGAGAGCGACUUGUUCCCGCGAACAUUCACAAGUGCUGGAAACAUGAGAACCAAAGCUAUGGCUUUUCUGGAACAAGAGGAGGAUAGGGAUGGACGUGGAGAGGAUCUUCCGCGUACCCACAAAUGUAGCGAGUGCGACAAGGAGUUUCGUCAUCUGAGUAAAUUGCAGCAACACCUGCGAACUCACACUGGAGAGAAACCCUACAGGUGUGAGGAGUGCAGCAAGCAGUUCAGUCGGCUGGGUCAUCUGAAGUCUCAUAUGAAGACACACACUGGCGAAAAACCUUACAAAUGUGAUGAAUGCAGCAAACAGUUCAGUCAGCUGUGUAAUCUGAAGUCGCAUGUUAGGACCCACACUGGCGAGAAACCAUACAGGUGUGAGGAGUGCAGCAAGCAGUUCUGUGUGCUGAAUCAUCUGAAGGGGCAUAUGAAGACUCACACAGGUGAGAAACCAUACAAAUGUGAGCAGUGCAGCAGACAGUUCAGUGAGUUGAGUUCCCUGAAAAAGCAUAUGAGGACUCACACCGGCGAAAAGCCGUACAAAUGUGAGGAGUGUAGCAAACGGUUCAGUGAGAUGGGCGAUCUGAAGAGGCAUAUUAGGACUCACACAGGUGAGAAACCGCACAGAUGUGAGGAGUGCAGCAGACAGUUCAGUGAUCUGGGUUCCAUGAAGAACCAUAUGAGGACACACACUGGAGAGAAACCAUACAGAUGUGAGGAGUGCAGCAGGCAGUUCAGUGUGCUGGGUAAUCUGAAGACGCAUAUAAGGACUCACACUGGAGAGAGACCUUACAAAUGUGAGGAGUGCAACAGACAGUUCAGUCAGCUGGGUCAUCUGAAGAAGCACAUGAUGACUCACACUGGCGAGAAGCCCUACAGUUGUGAAAAGUGUGACAAACAGUUCAGUCAGCUGGGUCAUCUGAAGACGCAUAUGAGGACGCACACUGCAGAGAAGCCAUACAAAUGUGAGCAGUGCAGCAAGCAGUUCAGUCAGCUGGGUAAUAUGAAGACUCAUAUGAAGAGGACUCACAGUGGAGGGAAACAUUGAAGACAUGAAGCGUGCAGCAAACAGUUCGGUGAGCUCGGUUCUCUGAAGAAUCACAUAGUCGAGAUACCCUUCCGGUUAAAAAAUGCAAUUGGAGCUCCCGUCACCCAAGUGAUCUAAACGUUUAAUGUUGUUAGAAGUCCUACAUGUGUGCACAGUGCAGUUCUGUCAGCUGGGCUUCCUGAAGACACAUACAGUGGAGAGAAACCUUUCAAAUGUGAACAGUGUAGCAGGCACUUGUGAACAGUGCCUGCAGAAAACUCAUCUGGAGAAGACUCAUAUGUGGAUCCACACUGAUGACAAACCUUAAAUAUACAGCUGGAACUAUUCUUUAUGAGAGAGAACUGGUUUAUUUAUUUAAACACACAAUGUCAUGUACAAGAUUAUAGUCGGAGGACUAAAUUGCCUCGUACAGUGUACAGGACAGCCUGGCGCUUAGGAGUAAAACAAUGGAAUGUCCUGCCUAAGUGCAUUAAUCUAAAUAUACUUCUCACAAUUUCCACUAAACUUUACAAUUUAAAAGUGUGGAUCUACACACCCUCAAGUAUAUAUACAUCUAUGUCAAUAAUAAAAUCGAUCUCAUUCGGAAUGAUUAAAAUGUGACACUUCAAAGUCUAAUGUGAGUUUAACAGAUGAUUUAUGAGGAAUGAUGAUUAUUACGAUCAUGAUGAUGAUUAGUGUUUAAGAAUCUCUUGUGGCAGAAGAGCAUUGAGACUACCUGAGGUAUAAGAAAUGCAGCGUUUGAAAAGCGAACAAUAGUAACGUUAGUAGUUAGAAAACACUUAUAUGAGGUGAUCGUAGUUUGGUGGUUAGUAUGAUGUGUGUCUUUCUAGAUAUAGAUACGUACAUUAGUGUGUAUAACAUUGCUGCAUGGAAAGAAAAGGUGUAUCACUUAAAGGUAAUUAGAUAUAGCCUUAUCAAUUGAACUUCCUUGUGAGAGAGUUGAAUUUUUUUGUACUGCCGCUCUAACGUAUCACUGAAAUUGUAUGUCUGAUUAUACUGUAGAGUGCACUGAACAGUAUAGUUCAAACGUGUAGAAUUGUAAUUCUUCGCGGUAUUUUGUUACUUUGUAAAAUUGAAAUUAAAAUCAACAUGCAUUAACAUACAGUACAUUACAUUUUGAAUGAUUUCCGCAAUUAACCUUUGUUAGAAAUUAGCCGUACUAACACUAAUUGUAUGUUACCUGGUGAUUUGUUGUAUGUUUAGUGACUGUCAAACAUAUAUCUCCAACAAUAAAGGCAACAUGCCACAAAAAGA
Molecule: messenger RNA, 2394 nt
Organism: Branchiostoma floridae (Florida lancelet)
Lineage: Eukaryota; Metazoa; Chordata; Leptocardii; Amphioxiformes; Branchiostomatidae
Product: zinc finger protein 436-like
Exons: 2
Coding region: 136-1140 (334 amino acids)
Biological process (GO): regulation of transcription by RNA polymerase II
Molecular function (GO): DNA-binding transcription factor activity; RNA polymerase II cis-regulatory region sequence-specific DNA binding
Source: RefSeq, a predicted model, not a curated record